GUGUAUAGAGACUGUCAAUGCUUUCAAUCUGUAAAUAACAAUGAUUGCUAUAUCAUUUAACAAAAAUUCUUUAAUUAUGUCUGCAGGCUGUGAUGACAGAUCAAAGUUGCAAAUUAAAGAAUUGAAAUUGCAAGAGCCGACGGGGAAAUUUAAAAAAUAUAUAAACAAAUACAGAAUUGUCAGUGCAACUGUAGGCGAAUGGUUUGACAGGUUGACAGUGAAUGUAAUGGUGUACCACUUGAACUAAUUGGAGAGCAUUCCGUUGGCAAUAGCGUACGCAAUCUGCAAUAAAUAAUCAUAAUGUAUGGAUUAAUUCUCGAGAAUUUAGCCGAAUAUAUCAGGCAAGUUUACGGGGAAGAGAAAUGGGAAGAAAUACGUCGACAGGCGGCUGUAGAUCAGCCGAGUUUCAGUGUUCAUCAAGUAUAUCCUGAGAAUUUGAUACCAAGACUUGCAAAAAAAGCCAUUCAAGUACUGGGAGUAUCGGAGAAGGAUUUCUUUGAUCAGAUGGGUGUACAUUUUGUGGGAUUUGUUGGACAGUACGGAUAUGAUCGAGUUUUAUCAGUACUUGGUCGACAUGUUCGAGAUUUUCUCAACGGCCUCGACAAUCUCCAUGAAUACCUCAAAUUCUCUUACCCCAGAAUGCGCGCACCAUCCUUUAUCUGCGAAAAUGAAACCCGUCAAGGCUUGACGUUGCAUUAUCGAAGCAAACGUCGAGGUUUUGUUUAUUACACGAUGGGACAGAUUCGAGAAGUUGCCAGACAUUUUUACCACAAGGAAUUGCAAAUCGAACUUGUCCGGGAAGAAGUGCUGUUCGACACUGUUCAUGUCACCUUUCAAUUGACAUUCGAUAAUCGAGCUUUUACAUUCGCAUCAUUGGCAAUGACUCGAGAAGAAAAACACCUGCCGAUUGGUGCAUCAGUGCUUUUUGAAAUUUUCCCUUUCUGCAUUGUCUUCGGAUCCGACAUGGUAGUGCGAAGUAUUGGUAAUUCAUUGAUGGUGAUUCUUCCUGAAUUAAUUGGAAAAAAAAUCACUCACUGGUUCGAUCUCGUUCGGCCUUUGAUUGCCUUCAAAUUUCAAUCGAUAUUGAAUAGGACCAACAAUAUUUUUGAAUUAGUUUCCGUCGAGCCGAUCCUGACCGAACGACCACCGGAUCGAAAAAGAAAUACCAUAAUGCUGAGUGAUGACAGUCUUAACGCACCUGAUGAUAAAACAUUGAGAUUAAAGGGUCAGAUGAUUUAUAUGGAUAAUUGGAGGAUGAUGAUGUAUCUUGGGACACCUGUCAUGCCGGAUUUAAAUGCAUUAAUUGCUACUGGACUAUACAUCAAUGAUCUUUCGAUGCACGACUUCAGCAGAGACCUGAUGCUCGCUGGAACCCAACAAUCAGUGGAGCUGAAAUUAGCCCUCGACCAAGAGCAGCUGAAGAGCAAGAAAUUGGAGGAAUCGAUGAGGAAAUUAGAUGAAGAGAUGAAGCGCACUGAUGAAUUAUUGUAUCAGAUGAUACCGAAGCAAGUGGCUGAUCGUUUACGUAAUGGCGAGAGUCCCAUUGAUACCUGCGAGAUGUUUGACUCGGUAUCAAUUCUCUUCUCGGAUGUUGUUACAUUUACUGCGAUUUGCAGUCGUCUGACACCGAUGGAAGUUGUGUCAAUGCUCAAUGCCAUGUACUCUUUGUUUGACACAUUGACAGAAAGAAAUCGAGUGUACAAGGUGGAAACGAUUGGAGAUGCUUACAUGGUAGUCUCCGGACACUUGCAGAUUCGGGUUGGAAUUCACAGUGGUACAGUUGUUGCGGGAAUUGUCGGGUUAAAAAUGCCCCGUUACUGCCUCUUCGGUGAUUCUGUUAAUGUUGCAUCCAGAAUGGAAGCAACAAGUGAGGCAAUGCAGAUACACAUAUCGCAGUCAACAAAAGAAUUACUUUCUCCAUCGUACAAAGUUAAGGAACGGGGUGAAAUUCAAGUGAAAGGAAAAGGAUCGAUGAAAACGUAUUGGCUGGAAAAACGGAUAUCCCGAAUGAACAAUCCAAAGAGCAUGAAGAAUCAGAGACCACCGGAAUGGAUGAGCACUGGUGAAAAAUUGACGUCAGAUAGUAAUACUGCUGUUGCAAAUAAAUUAUCUGAUCGAGUACCGUAUAUGGAGACAUUGACGAAAACAUUGUCAAGUAAAAUGUCAUCAUCUGUUCUGUUGAGCUCCACAGGAUUAGCAUCUGACGAGAGACGAAUUUAUUCGCCAAUAACUUUUCAGGACGUGGCCCGACGAUCCGUCGCGAAUUCACCCACCAAGAAUAUUGAUACAAGAGAAAUGCGAUCGAACUCUGUGGGGGCAGUCUCAUCAAUCAUGUGUAAUUCUAAAAAUGUUUUUGGAUCUUUAUUGAGUGAUACACAAGAGCAUUUUCGUCAACAUCGCGAUAACAUGUUAUCAAGAAAUCAGGAUCCACCUGGGGUUCACAGUAGACUUGAUACUAAAUACAGUCUAGUGAACACAUCAUCAGACGUAUCGAUUGAGAGUGCCUGCUCAAAUAAUGGAAAUCAUGAUGGAGGAGUUUCCCUGAAUGACGAGAGUAAAUCAUCAAGACCUCCACAACUUCUUGGGCAACCUGACGAGUGUUGUCCCGGUUUUCCAUCAGCAAAAGGGGGAAAAUCAAAAAUAAAUCAGAGCAAUACCUGUUGCAUUUGUUGAUUAUCAACAAAAACUUCAGCGCACAUUCAUCCUGAUGAAUCAGUUAACGCAUCGACCGUACAUGCGGAUUGUUUAACUCACUGUUGUGUUUAGAACUUAUCGCAAAUACAUUAUUCGUAUUAAUGUAUCAGUACUGUGUGUAUUACAAUUAUAUACAGUUUUUUCUUGUUGCAAUCAAUAACGUGGCCAGAUGUAUGUAUUGUUAGGUUGUCUAGAGUUGAAUACGAGAGAUGAAUGUUAUGUACGAUUUAGAAGAAUUCCAGUGUAUUGUGUACAAUAGUACAGUACGACUGGAUGGCUCGAAAGACUCAGUAUUUUUCAAGCUCAGCUCAUACAGCCAUUGUUAUCACCGAGAAAUAAUUUCCAGACUCUUCCGUAAAAAUCAUUCCCACCCACUUCCACUAGAAAAAAAUCCACAAGUAAAAAACGAUGAAUAAUAUUUUUAUAGACCAUUUUUACCAACCCAUAGUGAAAAUAAAACACUUGUGAAUAAUCAAUAAUUUCCAUUUAUCCCCGCACAAUGCAAAAUUACACACUGCUGUCCAAUUCGAUGAAAUUUUCUCAUCAUUUUUUCCUGUCUGAGUGGCAGUGCGUAUGCAUGGAAAUGUGGAAAGGUAAACCUCGAAUAUUUACGUUAGAUCGUGAUCGUACGUUAUAUGAAUGUUGAUGCAGUUAAAUAAAAAACAAAUAGUGACGUAGUGGACGAACCGAUGAGUUGAAA
This is a messenger RNA of Fopius arisanus, 3394 nucleotides long. RefSeq names its product Guanylyl cyclase at 88E (gene Gyc88E). Gene Ontology annotation, biological process: nitric oxide-cGMP-mediated signaling; cGMP biosynthetic process; response to oxygen levels. The coding region runs from base 301 to 2673 and encodes 790 amino acids. The record is from RefSeq and is a predicted model, not a curated record. Lineage: Eukaryota; Metazoa; Arthropoda; Insecta; Hymenoptera; Braconidae. Gene Ontology annotation, cellular component: guanylate cyclase complex, soluble. The transcript is spliced from 10 exons. Gene Ontology annotation, molecular function: guanylate cyclase activity; nitric oxide binding; heme binding.